Messenger RNA from Juglans microcarpa x Juglans regia, 1488 nucleotides. Its product is annotated as ATP-dependent DNA helicase PIF7-like. The record is from RefSeq and is a predicted model, not a curated record. NCBI's taxonomy places the organism in Eukaryota, Viridiplantae, Streptophyta, Magnoliopsida, Fagales, Juglandaceae. Bases 1 to 1488 code for a protein of 495 amino acids. The transcript has 2 exons. Gene Ontology annotation, biological process: DNA repair; telomere maintenance. Gene Ontology annotation, molecular function: DNA helicase activity.
AUGUCAAGCGAUUUCCAAACAAGUGUUGCAACAUCAGCAGAUAUUAGGACAAAAGUCUUACGAAGCAUCUCUUCUACACUUGAAUCGAUGGGAAAAGACAUAAACAUGUUCCAUUUAAUAGAACAUGAUGUUUCUUUUGAUCAGAAUGAAACUGAAUCUAGGGAAAUAAAUGAUGAAUUUGCAGUUUUGAUACCAGAAGAAGAUCUUAUGGCUUCGAUGAGUCUUAAUCCUGAACAACAACAUGCAUAUGAAUCAAUUUUACAGAAAGUCCUUCUAAAUGAAUCUGCUGCAUUCUUCAUUGAUGGUCCUGGUGGAACAGGGAAAACAUUCUUAUAUAAAGCACUUCUCGCUACAGUGAGAUCAAGAAACUUAAUUGCUCUUGCAACUGCAUCGUCUGGUGUUGCUGCAUCUAUUUUACCUGGGGGUCGAACAGCACAUUCACGCUUCAAAAUUCCAUUAGAUCUCGACAAAAAUAGUACUUGUUGUGUAAGCAAACAAGGUGCUCUUGCCAGAUUGUUACGUCUUGCAAAGUUAAUCAUAUGGGAUGAAGCACCUAUGUCUAGAAAAGAAUGUAUGCAAGCAUUGGAUAAAAUGUUACGAGACAUAACUGAUUCAAGAUUACCAUUUGGUGGAAAAAUUAUCGUAUUCGGUGGAGAUUUUCGUCAAGUCUUACCAGUGAUUCGUAAAGGCACAAGACAAGAAGAAGUUAAUGCCAGUUUAGCAUCGUCAUAUUUGUGGUCCACUUUAACUAAGAUUAGUUUGAGUGAAAAUAUGCGAGCAAGAUUCGAUCCAAACUUCUCAAAUUAUCUACUUCAGGUCGGAAAUGGAACAACACCAAUCACAAUUGAGAAUAAGAUCAAAAUUCCCAGUGAAAUGCUCAUUCCUUACAAAAACGAUGUGGAGUCUUUAGAUGAUCUGAUCGAUGCAGUCUUCCAGGAUAUUGGCAGUUAUUCAGAAAAUUUAUCCGAAAUGACAAAUCGAGCUAUAUUGACACCAAAGAACAACUCCGUCGAUGAGAUAAAUACAAUACUUAUUCAAAGAUUUCCUGGUACAGUUACACAAUACUAUAGCUUCGAUGAAACAAUUGAUACAUCAGAACAAGGCAUCAUGGAGGAUUUCUUAAACACAUUAACACCAAAUGGACUUCCACCCCAUGAAUUAUUACUAAAAAAAAAUUGUCCUAUCAUGUUACUCAGAAAUGUCAAUCCUUCAGAAGGUUUAUGCAAUGGAACACGUCUUAUUUGUCGCAACUUUGAACGAAAUAUCAUUGAUGCUGAAAUUGCAGUUGGUCACCACACCGGAAAAAGAGUUUUCAUACCAAGGAUUCCUUUCUUGCCAAAUGCAGACGAUAAUAGUGCACUGUCAAGAGCCAAAACUUCUGCUUCAGUAAAAGUUCUUAUAAGACCAGUAUCAACUCAUGAUUGUGAAGAAGCUGAAACAAAUAAUAUUGUUUAUAGAGAAUUACUAACACUAGCAUAUCCAUCAUAA